AUGACACCUAAUUUUUUAAAGGUCAAGAUAAUAAUCCUUGGUGUGCUUCAUGCUUUUGGGGUUUUCUUUAUUUUAUUCAUAAGAGACUUUGAGACCACAAAGGCAAACGCCGCAUGGGUUGGAUCGAUAGCUUAUGGAUUAUCAAUGUUGACGGGACCUCUUGCUGGAGUAGUGAUAAACAAGUUUGGACAUCGUGUAUCGAUGAUGUGUGGCGGGUUGCUUUGUUUUAUUGCAUUGCUAUCCUCGUCGUUUGUGAACAGUUUAAAUCACUUAUUUUUUACCUUCUCGUUUAUCUAUGGUUUAGGCACCUGCUUAUGUAUAACCCCUACAAUGACCCUGGGACAAGAUUAUUUUGAAAAAUAUUUAAGUGUAUCUAUUGGGAUCAUAACCUCUGGGAGCAGCAUUGGAACCCUAGUCAUGGCCCCAACAUCACAGGCUCUCAUCGACUCCGUUGGCUGGAGAAACACGUUUAGAAUAUACGCGGUGGCUUGCUUAUUUACUUCUCUAUUUAACUUUUUUGUCCGGCCCAUUAGUAAUACAAAGAAAACAGCAUCCGAGACGUUAAGAUCUUCACCUUUACGGCGUUUAAUACAGGAACUGGCCCUGUGGAAGAAUCGGGUAUUUAUAGUAUGGAGUACUGGAAUCACACUUGUCAUGUUUGGUUAUUAUAUUCCUUAUGUUCAUUUGAUUUCUUUUGCAUUAGAUGCUGGUAUCACCCCAGAUCAAGGUUCGAUUUUAAUUAUGGUUUUUGGUGCAUCAACUGCUAUUGGAAGAUUGACAUUCGGGAAGAUCGUUCAGCUGGGUCUACUGAACAGACUGCACAUGCAUCAAUUAUCUAUGAUCGUGUGCGGUACUGCCACCAUGUUCUUGCCGUUUAUUCAGUCCUUUGGUGGUUUGCUGAGUUACGUUGUAUUCUUUGGGAUGGUUGAUGGAUGCUUUGUAGUUCUCCUUCCAUUGAUGACAUGUUCUCUUGUACAAGCCGAUAAGGCAGUUCUUGCUUGGGGAUUUUUGAGUGGUACUUCAUCAAUCACUUUUACGCUAGGGCCACCAAUAGCAGGAUUUCUGUACGACUCUUUGGGCUCUUAUAAUGUGGCUUUCCAUGUGGCUAGUAUACCGGUCAUUGCUGGAGCACUGGUGCUGUUUAUGAUCCCCUGGGCACAAAGAACUUCCACCACCACGCGGCCGUAA
This is a messenger RNA of Patella vulgata (common limpet), 1188 nucleotides long. Its product is annotated as monocarboxylate transporter 10. Gene Ontology annotation, molecular function: transmembrane transporter activity. Gene Ontology annotation, biological process: transmembrane transport. NCBI's taxonomy places the organism in Eukaryota, Metazoa, Mollusca, Gastropoda, Patellidae. The record is from RefSeq and is a predicted model, not a curated record. The transcript has 6 exons. Bases 1 to 1188 code for a protein of 395 amino acids.